Molecule: messenger RNA, 690 nt
Organism: Rotaria sp. Silwood2
Lineage: Eukaryota; Metazoa; Rotifera; Eurotatoria; Philodinida; Philodinidae
Source: the annotation of a GenBank genome assembly
AUGGAUGAACAAGAUGUAACAACGAUGAAAGAAGAAACUGAAACUAAAAGUUUAACAAUGAAAUCAUAUCCAUUAAAACAAUUAUUACAAUGUUUAAAUCGUGCUGCAACUACUGCACAAGUUUCUUCAAUUACUGAAAAUAUUGUAUAUUUAUCUUAUUCGACAAUUAUGAAUAAAAGUUGUGUUAUUGCUGACGACGAUGAUGAUGAAGGAGCAGAAGAAGUCAAAUCAUUUCAGAAAAUUAAAUAUUUUAAGGAACAAGAAAUGGAAAAACAAACAUUACUAUAUGAACAAAAUCGAUUAGCAAAUCGUGGUGUUGCUGAAACUGUAUUAUUAUAUAUAAGUGCAAGCAAAGGUGAAAAUAAUGAAAUGCUUCGACGUACAUUACAACUUGGUAUAUCAUUACUACAUGGUGGUAAUCGAGAAGUUCAAAAACGAAUGUUAAAUUAUUUAAAAGAAACAAAAGAUGUUGGAUGUUUUACUUCAUUAGCAACAUUAAUGGCGAAUUGUAGUAUACUUGAUCUUGAUACAUUUGAACGUUGUAUUAAAGCUGAAGUACUUGGUGUUGGUUCGGAAGGCAUAGCUGGAGAAAAGAAUUUACAUGAUGCUGAUUUUAUAAUAUCCUUAUUUCGUUUUUGUCAACUUUUAUGUGACCCAUGUAAACACCAGACGCAGAAUAUACGCGUGUAA